Messenger RNA from Durio zibethinus, 1140 nucleotides. RefSeq lists its product as uncharacterized. The record is from RefSeq and is a predicted model, not a curated record. NCBI's taxonomy places the organism in Eukaryota, Viridiplantae, Streptophyta, Magnoliopsida, Malvales, Malvaceae.
UUAUUUUCCCCCAUCCCCCAAUCUAUUUUUUUCCCUUUUUUUUUUUCUUUUUGUAAUUUCCCUAUUAUUUCCCCUCUACAUUUCCCAAUUCCUCGCCGAUUAAUUCGUACGUUAAUCGCGCUUGAACAUGCCGGCGCCGCUUAUUUAGUUCUUAAGUUUUCCCUACUCUCGAGAUCUGUUUAUUCGCCAUCAGGAGUUGCGGGUAGUUGAUGUGACUGGAGGGAGUUUAAAAGAAAAAAAAAAGUGUUGUACGGGUGUCCCAGAUGAGAAGAACUGAUGUUAUUGACAGUAGAAGGAGGAGGGUUCUUCUCUUCUUCAGCUUCUGGGUAUAGCAAGGGCUUGGCCCUUCUUCUCUUGGGUAAGAAGCACGAGGACAAGCUCAUGAGAGUUUUGCCGUGGCACCAUUACCAGUUGGUGGACCUAGAACCUGAUCCUGACCUCCAGCUGGCUUCCAUCAAGAACCGGCUUUCCUGCGGGUGCGCCUCUUUUGUCUGCUUUGGUCGCACUUCCGCAGGGCUUGAUACCCCAUCGCCUUUAAAAGUUGGCCCUUUUCAACAGCAGGAUGUCUUGCCAGGGCCUCUUGUUUCUGAUAAGAAUAAUGAUCAUGCUACUCAACUUGAUGAUGGCAAUUGUAAUGCAAGAAAGAUUGCUCUUAAAAGUAGUUUGAAGAAGCGAUCCAAUAGUACUUCAGUUCCUCUUCAGGAUGUUAAUGACCUUGAGGCGUCAAAGGAAAAGGAUGCUGGUAUCCCUAGUUAUGCAGAACGAAGAAAGGUGCAGUGGACAGAUGCUUGUGGUAUUGAGCUUGUUGAAAUCAGAGAAUUUGAGCCCAGUGAAACAGGUGGAUCAGAUGAUGAAUUCGAUAAUGGAAGUGAAAGAAGUUGUUCAUGUACAAUUAUGUAGUUUGGCCAUUAUGUUGAGUUUCAAUGGUGCAUCAGGUAAAUAAUUGCUAACAGAGCUGGUCUUAUGUUGGAGAUGCUUAAUGAUUUGUGGGCAAAGAAGACUUUUUCUUUUAUUCUACAUGGAAAUGGAAUGCAAAAAAUAGAGGUUUUUUUUGAGCAUAUCACCUAUAAUUAUUAUAAUAUAAUUAAUCAAUCACAAUUCAAAAUUGUGUAAGAUCUAUCAAAAUUUUAUAUAAACUCG